AUGGGCGCAAAAGCUGGCCAUGAGAAGAGCUCCAAGACCCGAGGGUGGACCUCAUCUCAGCUCGAUGUCUCUUCCUUGGGUGUGCUAUUGGACUUGUCUAGUCCGAACCGUAACCCUGACCCUGAUUCAUUAAAUCAGAAUGGUAACAGCCCCACUAACCCGUUCGGACAAAAUUCUGAUCAAGGAGCACAGACAAACUCUGGCGUUAAGAUUAAUCCAACAAGCCAACAACAAGAGCCAAAUCAGCAACAAAAUCAGCAACCGCUUAUUGUUCACCAGAAUCAACCCCAGCCAAUAGUUGGACAAGAAAAUCAACCUCAGCAAGUUGUUAUUAGACAACCAAAUCAACCUCAGCAAAUUUAUGUAUCACAACCAAAUCAACCGCAACAAAUAGUUCCAGUGCAACAAAAUCAACAACCUAACCAAAUUAUAAUUGAUCAGCAACCAAACAGGCAAGGCGUCAUAACAGUCCAAUCAAAUCAACCAGCUGUUAUCUGGAACCAACCACCCAACCAACAGAUUGUUGGAAAUCCGUCGAACCAACAACCAAUAAUGGCUAACCAACCUGGUCAGCAAGCAAUUUGGGUGACACCAAACGGCCAGCAGACAAUUCUUGUCGGACAACCUAAUCAAAUGCAGGUGUCUCAAAUUGGACAGGGCGGCCAACAACAUGGGCAAGCUAUUUUAGUACCGAAACCAGGUGAAAAUAAUGUGUACACAUUUAUUCCCAUAAAUAGUCAAAAUAACAAUCAAAAUCAAGGUGUGUCCAAUGGGAAUACAAUCUGGGUUCCAGUUCAGUCAUAA
Molecule: messenger RNA, 804 nt
Organism: Pararge aegeria (speckled wood butterfly)
Lineage: Eukaryota; Metazoa; Arthropoda; Insecta; Lepidoptera; Nymphalidae
Product: RNA polymerase II degradation factor 1-like
Exons: 2
Coding region: 1-804 (267 amino acids)
Source: RefSeq, a predicted model, not a curated record